AUGGAAGAUAUGGGUAGAGAUUACAGGGAUAUUUAUUACUAGCAAAGAUUAGUCCCAUUAGAAUACCUCUAUGAUGAUAAACAUCUUGUUAGGUUAUAUGAGGCAGACUCAAUCAACUCAUAAUAUAUUCAGUCAACUAUCAAUGAAGAGUAUGAGAAGCAGAUGCUAGAAGCUUUCUUGCAAAAAAGAAUAAUGAAUGGUUCAGCAAUUCCACUUAUUGAUAAACCUAGGCAUGAUCAUAUAGUAAAAAGAACUAAAUAGCUUUAAAAGGUAUUUUACUAUGGAGAUGAACUUUCAAGUCUUGAGCUUGAUAUCGAGAGAAUGUACAUUUCAGAUAAAAUGGAAAAAUACAGCACAUAUGUUAAAAGGAAAUCAAUGAGAUAUAAAGUUAGAUGGACAGUGUCUGAUUUGAACAGAUAUCAAGACUAAGUGAAUUACAGAAUGAACGAUCCAGAGUAUUUUGGAACAACCAAGCCAAGAUUCCUUCCUCUCGAUUUGGAUCAAGCAUUAGUAAAUAUGAAGGUUCAUUAAGACAUUCAAAAAACUUCACAGUUAAGAAGAGCUAUGACUUGGUUUACUGAUACCAAAGCAUUCGAAAGAGGUUAAAAGAGAUGUUUAGUCUAAUCUACGACACUUUUAAGCAGAUUUUUAAUGUAUAUAGAUUCGUGGGAGUUUGUAAACACAAUGGAUGUUGAGAAUGAUUUCCAUAUUAAUCAUUCAAUUGCCAAUAUGCAUGUUUACUUAAUCUAUCAAAGAUUGAGAGAUUUUUCAGAGAACAAAUAUGCCUUCUAACUAAAAGAAGAGUUGAUUGAGUCAUUUAAUAAACUCACAAAUAGUGAGAUGCAAGAUGUUGAUGUAUUAAGAAAAUAAAAGAAGAUCGAUGAAAUCGACAAUUAUCUUUUUGCUAUCAGAAGAAACUUUGAUUAUCAUUUCUACAUUAAUGCUAAGUCAGUUGAUAAUCCAUAUUACAAACUUGAUGCCUUGGUAUGGAGCAGCAUUUAUCAUGAAAAAGUGCCAAGAUAUUCAGAAAAGGUAUAUAAAAUGGCAGAGUAUUUCCAGCAGCAUUACCAGUAUCUCAAAACUUUAACUUUUGAGGAUAUUGAAUAAUGCAAAAUUGACUGGUCUGCAUAUAGAGUUCCUGUAAACUAUAAAGACAAGAUAAUUAAAGUUAACCCACAAUUGAGUGCUGAGGAGUUUGAAAAAGAAUAUAAUUCACCUUAUAAGAUAAAGAAGUUUCAUUAUAACUUCAGAUAAGAUGAUGAGCUUACAGAGGAAAAUCUCAAAAAGACCUUUAUCAAUCUUUGUACAAGUGCAUUUUUCCAUAAUAAAGAAAAGACAAUCAGAUAAGAGCACUUGAAUCUUGAUUCGAUGAAUAGUAAUGAGAAAGAAGAGGUUAUUUUUAGAAUGAAGAAAAGUCUAGAAACUUUAAGUGAACUCCCUCUUCAUAAUGAGAGCUUUUUCUCUAGUAUUCAUAAAGCUAAUCCACUUUAAACUCAAUUCAACAUAUGGAAGAGAAACUUAUUCGUUCCGUUAACAGACUAAUUAGAAGAAAAAGCAAAGAGAAAGAUGCAAGAUAUUGAGGAUCAGGCAAAAUUGGAGAAAGAAAAGGAAACAAUCUGGUUCGAAGGAAAGAGAGAACUAUAUGAUCCUGAAAAUGAAGAAAAGAGAUUAGAGAGACAUCAAGCUAUCCUUAAAUAGCAUUUAGCUGAGGAAAGAAAGAAGCAAGGAUUAGAUGCCCCAGACUACGAUAAAGUAUCACCAGAGUAUGAGAAAGAUCCAAUGAAAGACUCUGUUGAUAGUCUGCCUGUCAAGAGAAAGCAAAAGUGGAGAAUAUGGUGA
Messenger RNA from Stylonychia lemnae, 1839 nucleotides. The record is from the annotation of a GenBank genome assembly. NCBI's taxonomy places the organism in Eukaryota, Ciliophora, Spirotrichea, Sporadotrichida, Oxytrichidae.